CAGAAUUUUCCUUUGGAGAGGCUGCCAGGCAGAAGGAAGGAGGGAAAGCUGAAGACGAGAAAGCAGUUAAAGAUUUUUGCAGAAUAGAGAAAGAUGGGAACUUUUGCAGGUCAUGUUCUUCCAGGGAGUUUUUUCCUCCUCUUUGGCGUGUGGUGGUCUGUGAAGUAUCCCUUGAAAUAUGUCUGUCAAAAGAAAAAGAACACUUCUUACCUUGGUUCCAAACAAUUGCAUCGCUUUGAAUUUGCUGAGGGCAUCUACAAAGCUCUAUGUGCCCUUAUUGGUAUGCUAGCUGAGCAGUUUGGUCCUGAUGGACCUCAGCUGAAACUAUACAAUGAUGAAAAGAAACAAUGGGUGCGUCUUGUGAGAUGGCAGCAUACCACUAUAUAUCUCUUUUAUGGCAUCUCAGGGGUCAUGGACAUGGUGGCUAGCAGAACUAAAGUGUUACCAGGAGCCAUGGACAGGAUGGUACUUUCACUAGCCUUGUUCGUGGAAUCUUUUCAGUUAUAUUAUCAUAUUCAAAAUCAAGUCAUGUUGGAACGCCACCUUCAUCAAUUACUCCUGCCAGCCAUCACUGGAGCAGCAGUCUGCAUAUUCCUGGAAAUCCUGUUCAAUGACGUUGUAGUCUUCAAGAUAUUGAAAACAAGUCUCUGCAUAUUGCAAGGGAGCUGGUUAUGGCAGAUGGCAUUUGUAUUUGAUCCUCCAAGUGGGAGUCCAGAGUGGAACCAAAUGGAUCAUGAUAAUGUGAUGUUCCUUACAAUGUGCUAUUGUGGGAAUUUUGCAUUUGCACUUACUAUAACGAUUGUGAAUUAUACUAUGGUGACCUGGAUAGUUCAUUCAAAAAUGAAACAGGUUUCAACAAUGGAAGUCGGAUUAUUGAAAAUGGCCGAGCAUGACCAGGAGUCAGAAGAUGAGAUCUAAUUUCACAUACAUAUUUUCUUGCAGUUAUACUUUUUCCACUCUGAAGCUCCACUGGCACUCUAUACCAACCCAUUUUGGCUUACGCCAUCUGUGCAUGUACCCUCUAUCAUGUUUUGUAAUUCCAUCUAAUUUUAUGUAUGUGUGUUGUGCACUGUCAAGUUGCUUCCAACUUAUGUUGAUCCAAUGAAUGAAAAAACUUCAAAAUGUCCUAUCAUUGACAGCCUUGCUCAGAUCUUGCAAACUGGAGGACGUGGCUUCCUUUAUUGAGUCAAGCCAUCUCAUUCUGGGCCUGCCUCUUUUUGUACUGCCUUAAAUUUUUUCUCUGGCCCUUUGACUUUUUGGAUUGGGUACAAUAAAC
This is a messenger RNA of Eublepharis macularius, 1276 nucleotides long. RefSeq names its product transmembrane protein 45B-like. The transcript has 6 exons. Lineage: Eukaryota; Metazoa; Chordata; Lepidosauria; Squamata; Eublepharidae. The record is from RefSeq and is a predicted model, not a curated record. Bases 94 to 918 code for a protein of 274 amino acids.